Messenger RNA from Hippopotamus amphibius kiboko, 2138 nucleotides. RefSeq names its product E74 like ETS transcription factor 2 (gene ELF2). The record is from RefSeq and is a predicted model, not a curated record. Lineage: Eukaryota; Metazoa; Chordata; Mammalia; Artiodactyla; Hippopotamidae. Gene Ontology annotation, biological process: cell differentiation; regulation of transcription by RNA polymerase II. Gene Ontology annotation, molecular function: sequence-specific DNA binding; DNA-binding transcription factor activity, RNA polymerase II-specific. Gene Ontology annotation, cellular component: nucleus.
GACGCGGUCGCCUUGGCGUUGCAGGGGGUUGGGUGGGGCGGCGCGGGCAGGCGUUCUGCGCGGGGCAGCGCGCCGCUGUUUCUCUCUUCCUCUCCCAGUGGAGCGGCGCGGGGGUCAGUGGGGAGGCCCCGGCUCCCUCCGGACAGAGGAGGUGGCGGCUAGUCUCCGUGGCCCUGCCAGGAGGGAAAGUGACGCAGCGGUCUUCUCGGGGCGACGCGGAGAGCAGCAGUUCCAGAGAACUGCUGGUUUAUAUUUUAACUCUUGCCAAGUUGUGAAAAUAGUGAAGGAUGUUUAGACUACUUAACAUUCACAUUGCUCUCUGGUUAAUCAUCUUUAGAAGACUGGAUGUCUGGAUAUCUCUAUUGACUUUUAAAACGUGAUAAUGCAAACCUGUAACACUGGCAAUCAUCCACGAACCUUUAAUUACAUUGAUUGAUAGCGUUUGAAGCUUCCUCCACAAUAAACAAUGGAGUGGAUUGACAGUGGAGGUUCUAUUCUGGAGCUUCCCAGGAAUGGAGUAGAAAAUCAAGAGGAAAGUAGAAACGUUUCUGGAUACCCAGCCGUGAUAAUGGAGCCAGUUCCAAGUGCCAGAUUAAAGCAGGGUUACGCAGCCCAGGUUCUGGUCUAUGAUGAUGAGACAUAUGACACAAGAUGUGGCAGAAGAACAAGGAGCUGAGACGGAGAAUGUAGAAACAGUGGAAGCAUCAGUUCAUAGCAGUAAUGCAUACUGUACAGACAAGACAAUUGAAGCUGCUGAAGCCCUGCCUCAUAUGGAAUCUCCUACCUGCUUAAGAGAUUCAGGAAGUCCUGUGGAAGUGUUUGUUCCUCCUUGUGUAUCAACUCCAGAAUUUAUCCAUGCUGCUAUGAGGACAGAUGUCAUUAUAGAAACUGUAGUGGAGGUGUCAACUGAAGAAUCUGAACCAAUGGAUAUCUCUCUUAUUCCUACAUCACUGGAUAGCCAUGAACCAAUGAAAAAGAAAAAAGUGGGCCAUAGGCCAAAGACCCAGCAAUCGCCAAUUUCCAAUGGGUCUCCCAAGUUAGAUAUAAAGAAGAAACUCAGAGAAGGAAAAGGAAACACAACCUAUUUAUGGGAAUUUCUUUUAGAUCUACUUCAAGAUAAAAAUACUUGUCCCUGGUAUAUUAAGUGGACUCAGAGAGAAAAAGGCACAUUCAAGCUUGUGGAUUCAAAGGCUGUCUCUAAGCUCUGAAGAAAGCAUAAGAACAAGCCAGACAUGAACUGUGAACCUAUGGGCCAAGCUUUGAGAUAUUAUUACCAAAGGGGAAUUCUUGCAAAGGCUGAAGGACAGAGGCUUGUAUAUCAGUUCAAGGAUAUGCCCCAAAACGUAGUGGUCACAGAUGAUGACAAAAGCGAAACCUGUAAUGAAGAUUUAGCAGCAGCUACUGAUGAAAAAUCAUUAGAACGAGUGUCACUGUCCGCAGAAAGUCUCUUGAAAGCAGCAACUUCUGUUCGCGGUGGGACAAACUCAUCUCCUCCAAACUGCUCCAGAGCAGAGAAGGGUGUAGCUAGGGUCGUGAACAUCACUCCCCUGUUAUAAUGAACAUCGCUGGGUCAGAAAAUCUCAACUGUGGCAGUUCAGUCAGUUAAUGCAGGUGCACCAUUAAUAACCAGCACUGGUCCAACAACAGUAACCUCUCCAAAGGUAGUUAUUCAGAUAACCCCUGCUGUGAUGCCAGCCUCUACUGAAAAUGGAGACAAAAUCACCAUGCCGUCUGCCAAAAUUAUUACCAUCCCAGCUACACAACUUGAACAGUGUCAACUGCAGACGAAGUCAAAUCUGACUGGAUCCGGAAGCAUUAACAUUGUUGGAAACCCACUGGCUGUGAGAGUGCUUACCCCUGUUUCAAUCGCCCAUGGUGCACCUGUAAUGAGACUGUCAGUGCCUCCUCAACAGGCAUCUGGCCAGACUCUUCCCCAAGCUGUCAGUGUCAUAAGAGGGCCAGAGGUUAAAUCAGAAACACUGGCAAAAAAGCAGGAACAUGAUGUGAAAACUUUGCAGCUGGUACAAGAAGAAAAACUGGCAGAUGGAAAUAAGACAGUGACCCACAUAGUGGUUGUCAGUGGGCCUUCGGCUCUUGACCUUCCUGUAACUGUGAAAAUGGGAGGACUGGUAACAUGA